Molecule: messenger RNA, 1454 nt
Organism: Alternaria alternata
Lineage: Eukaryota; Fungi; Ascomycota; Dothideomycetes; Pleosporales; Pleosporaceae
Product: NAD(P)-binding protein
Exons: 4
Coding region: 189-1202 (337 amino acids)
Source: RefSeq, a predicted model, not a curated record
CUAGCUCGGCAUAAUUAGAGGCGGAGCUUCCACCCAUUUCAUUAUGACGACACGAUGCGCGACGCGUCGGGCGACGUGAUAUGAGCCUACUUCUCGCCUGAAUGAAGAUGACAUUCUACCCUUCGGAUACCAAAGACACUGAGCAAGACUAAUUAUCCAACUAACGCUUCUUCUUCUUCUUGAUCAUCAUGGACACAAUCAAGAAAGCCAUCGGCAGCGCCUUCGACCCUAACACAGACAUCCCUGACCUUAGCGGGAAGGUCUACGUUGUUACUGGCGGCUCUGCCGGCAUUGGAUACGGCAUCGUCGCACAUCUCCUUCAGCACAACCCGUCGAAAAUUUACCUCCUGUCGAACAAGGAAGAGCACGCCGAUGAAGCCCAAGAAGCGCUCAAGGAAUGGGGUGAUAUAAGUAAAGUCGAGUGGCGCAAGUGCAACCUCGAAGACCUAAAGCAGGUGGACGAAGUAGCCAAGUCGCUGGCAAAGGAGCUGGACAGACUUGACGCUUUGGUCUGCAAUGCUGGGCUGGGUGUCGGCGUAUACAAUGAGACGCGUGAUGGUCUGGACAGCCACAUGCAGGUCAACGUCUUCUCGCAGGCACAUCUUACGCUCACGCUCUUGCCUAUACUACAGAAGACGCCUGACUCGCGCAUCGUACACCAAUCCUCUGAUCUGCAUAAGGGCGCUGACUCGAGCAUGAAGUUCGAAUCGAUCCAAGAGAUGAACCAAGACAUUGGCGCAAUGAAGCUCUACAACCGCACCAAGCUAGCACAGAUACUCUUCCUACGUGAGCUGUACUCUCGUGUCAAGGCUGGCGAAUUCGGUCAAGUCACAGAGAGCAGCGGCUUACCGUGGAUCAAUGCGACACACCCCGGCGGCGUGUUAACGGACCAGCAAGAUCAGGCAGUUGAGGCUUAUGGUACCAUGGGAAAGGUUGGAGUCGCAGCAGUUAGGCCGUUCAUGAAGGAUCCCGUAGCUGAAGGAUGUCGCCCGGCCCUGUUUGCUGCCGCGUCACCUGAUAUUGUAAAGGAUCAGAUUCAGAACUCAUACAUUGUUCCUGAUAAGAAGGUCCAAGAAGCGUCCAAGCAGGCCAGAGAUGAAAAGUUGCAAAGAAAUCUGUGGAGGCUGACCAAGGAAGUCUUGGAGUCGAAACUUGGUAGUCUGCCGUACGAGAUGAGAACUGAUGUUGUCAACACAGCGUAGGCCGAGGGUAAAUGCCGGUCCGAUUACAAAUGAACAUUUUUCGAAUAAAAUUGGGAUUCUUGUAGAUGCGCUUCAUGAUUGUUCGCCCUCGACUCUUCCAAGGUGGCUUGAUAUGCUCUACUUGGCGGAGAUAAGCGCGACCCGCGCGUCAGCUGCAUGCAUGUUCCCCUUUGUAAGGUACAGCCCACCUAUACAGCAAUACCAGAUCGCAUAGUGAAGCGUAUGUAGCGUCUAGGUCAAGACUCACAGUUA